Molecule: messenger RNA, 2823 nt
Organism: Capronia coronata CBS 617.96
Lineage: Eukaryota; Fungi; Ascomycota; Eurotiomycetes; Chaetothyriales; Herpotrichiellaceae
Exons: 2
Coding region: 1-2823 (940 amino acids)
Biological process (GO): septin ring organization; establishment of cell polarity
Cellular component (GO): mating projection tip; division septum; nucleus
Molecular function (GO): guanyl-nucleotide exchange factor activity; protein binding
Source: RefSeq, a predicted model, not a curated record
AUGCAUGGUGAUCAUGGUCCGAUCUUGGACAAGAACAAUAUCAUAAAUGUAAGAGAUGGGGAAUCGCUCUACCAGAUAUGUAUCAAGUUGCGCCGCCGCUUGUCGGGCGUUCCUGGGUUCAGACCAUACCUCGAUGAAAUGGAGGAACGCGAAGCCGAUGGAGAAACCGAUCCUGUGUCAUCUCUAUGGCAGUGCUUCCGAAGUGGGUUGCCACUGUUGACUAUAUACAAUGCUUCCAAUCCUGAAGAGGGGGAUCUCCAGGUGGGCACAAACAAACCGGAGAGGGUUGGAAAGGAAGCUGCGUUCCUCUUCAUCAAAUCUUGCAUGCAGCAAAUGAAUAUCCCUGCAGCGGAUACCUUCACCGUCACUGAUCUCUACAGCGACAACACUACUGGCUUCGUCAAAGUGACCAAGUUGGUCAAUCGCGUCCUCGACAUCUUGAAGUUGAGCGGAAAAUUACACCCUUCGACAGAUAGCGACGAUUCGCGUGAGGCGACAGACAGUGGGUUGAACGCUACCGGUCAACCGCCGAAGUCGAUGACGAGGAGACAGUAUAUCCUGAGGGAACUGGUCGAGACGGAAAGGCAAUACGUCCAUCAUUUGCAGAACCUGCAGGCUUUGAAGAAAGAAUUGGAAGAAUCUGGCGCGUUGACCGGGGAUGCCAUCCACAACAUCUUUCUGAACCUGAACAACUUGUUGGACUUCGCACAACGGUUUCUGAUUCGCGUGGAGCAACAGAACGAGAUACCGGAAGAGCAACAAAACUGGGGCGAGUUAUUUGUUCAUUACAAAGACCCCUUCAGACAGUACGAGCCGUUUAUCGCCAACCAGAGGAAAUGUGAAGCGACUUGUCAGCAGGAAUGGGAGAAGAUGGCAGCAACCAUCAGGUCACCCCUGACUCAGCAGAUGUUGGCGAACCCAACCAUCCUCAAUGGUUUCCUACUCAAGCCAUUCCAGCGAUUAACCAAAUAUCCAAUGUUACUGAAGGAUCUCCGAAACCAAACUCAGGACGAAAGUCUCAAGUCCGAUUUGUCAAGCGCCAUUGCCAUCAUCCGAGACGUCUUGAUGCAAGCCAACGCCUCCAUCGACAAGGAAACUCGAGAGGAUGCGCUCCAAGACCUACAAGAACGCAUAGACGAUUGGAAAAGCCUACAAAUUACGGCUCUUGGCGAGCUUCUCCUGCUUGGAACAUUCAAUGUAGUCAAAGACGGCAGCCUUCGGUCCGAGGAGAAGGAAUACCAUAUCUACCUUUUCAGUCGUAUCUUGAUCAUGUGCAAGGACGUCAACGCUAACAAACCGAAGAACCGACUGGCCAACAGACCUGCCCUGAGCCAACGCGGAAAGCCAAAGAUGAACCUGAAAGGACGGAUCUACUUUAACAACGUCAAGUCCGUUUCGGCUCACAGCAGUCAGGGGCACUAUGCGCUGCAAAUCCUAUGGAAGAGCGAGGCAGGCACGAUGGAGACAUUCAUUAUCAAAUUCAAGAAUGACGAUACUUUGCAAAAAUGGCAAGACAUCAUCGAAACUCAGCGGUCAUCCUGUAUGCUUGAGGCCCGGCCCAAGGGGACAUCAGAAACACAGCUACUUUCCUUACAGGGAAUGAGUAUGGAAAAUCCCUAUCUGGGACAGGAUGAGGACGACGAUUUCAGCCGACUAUCCGGUACCACGUACGGAGGCACUGACGUGACCGGAUACUCCGAAUUCAGCAUGAGCAGAAACGCCUCCAGCACAAGCCUGCGGUCGCGGUCCGCCACUGGGGGAAGCGGAGGGAGCAAUCCACACAUGUCCGCAGGCCGCAUGCGAGCGCCAACGGUGGAGAUGGGAGGUCUCUCGUUGAACACCCGUGGUUUGCCCACUCCCCAGGAUUAUUCAGGAGGCUCUUAUUUCUCUCCCAUAGAUCGAGAUACUCCUCCACAGUCAUCCGUGUCAGCCCGGUCCAGCUCGCAGUCCACAUUUGGAGGGCCAAAUCGCGGGACUACUCCGGUCAGUGCGGUCGCUCAACGCCCUGAAGACCCGUCUUAUCGGAACACGGCUCCAGCCAUGGCUCGAACCAUGAACGGCCCGUCGAACGGGAAUCCGUAUUUGACGAAUGGACGGAAUCGGGGACCCAGCUCUGGCACGGGCAUGCCACCACCUCGCAUGCGCUCUGCAAGCAGUCCCGAUGUACACCCUAUGGUGCAGCAAAGUCGCAAAUACGUUUCGGGCGAGCACGCACCGACCGUGCCUCCUAUUCCAGCGCAUGUUGCGAAGCAGAUGGCUGCCCCGCUGAGAAGCCAGAACAACUCUCCCAUCAAUGCACCGCCGUCUCGGGGAGGUACUCCACAUCAACAGUACGGUUUACCUUCCGGACCACGGCCCGGAAUGCCCACCUACGGUUAUACUUAUGAUCCUUCCUAUGGGGCCGAUCCCAGAAGGCCUGGCCAUGGAUCGUCGCUGUCUCAGGGUCGAGCAUUCUCGCCUCCGGUCUCGUCACCGUCCAGUGAUGGAGAACCUUAUAUCCCGAGUCAGCUUAAGGCGAAGGUCUGUUUUGACGAAAACUAUGUAUCCAUGAUUAUUGCCAGCAAUAUCCAGUUUCGGUCGUUGGCAGAUCGGAUUGACGCCAAAUUGGCGCGCUUCACGAACCAUUCGAUUGCUUCUGGAUCUGUCCGUCUGCGAUACCGAGACGAGGACGGCGACUUCAUCUUGAUCGAUAGUGACGAAGCAGUGCAUGAAGCGUUGCUCGAUUGGGGCGAGACACAUUCGGCGAAUUCUCUCAAUCCACAGAACGCCGAAUUGUUGUUGUUUGCGCAUGCAACGAAUGGGGAGGCUGUGGUGGCAGGAUGA